This is a messenger RNA of Candidozyma pseudohaemuli, 4164 nucleotides long. RefSeq names its product citrate synthase, mitochondrial. Gene Ontology annotation, molecular function: tRNA binding; aminoacyl-tRNA deacylase activity; isoleucine-tRNA ligase activity. Gene Ontology annotation, biological process: citrate metabolic process; isoleucyl-tRNA aminoacylation; tricarboxylic acid cycle. The coding region runs from base 1 to 4164 and encodes 1387 amino acids. Gene Ontology annotation, cellular component: cytosol. The transcript is spliced from 4 exons. Lineage: Eukaryota; Fungi; Ascomycota; Pichiomycetes; Serinales; Metschnikowiaceae. The record is from RefSeq and is a predicted model, not a curated record.
AUGUCUCUCCGUUCCUUCCAACGCUCCGCUUUGAAGAGAGCUUUGCAAACCAGAACCUAUGCUUCUGAGCCAACUUUGAAGGCUCGUUUCGCUGAGCUUUUGCCUGAGAAGGUUGAAGAGGUCAAGCAAUUGAAAAAAGAGCACGGCAAAACCGUUAUUGGUGAAGUCCUCUUGGAGCAGGCAUACGGUGGUAUGCGUGGUAUCAAGGGUCUUGUCUGGGAGGGCUCUGUUUUGGACCCAAUUGAGGGUAUCCGUUUCAGAGGUAGAACCAUCCCUGACAUCCAGAAGGAGUUGCCAAAGGGUCCAGGUGGAUCCGAGCCUUUGCCUGAGGCUUUGUUCUGGUUGUUGUUGACCGGUGAGGUUCCAACCGACGCCCAGACCAAGGCCCUCUCUGAGGAGUUGGCUGCUAGAUCCGCUUUGCCAAAGCACGUCGAGGAGUUGAUCGACAGAUCUCCUUCCCACUUGCACCCAAUGGCCCAGUUCUCCAUUGCCGUCACUGCUUUGGAGUCUGAGUCUCAGUUCGCUAAGGCUUACGCCAAGGGUGUUCCAAAGUCCGAGUACUGGAAGUACACCUACGAAGACUCUAUCGAGUUGUUGGCUAAGUUGCCAAACAUCGCCGCCAGAAUUUACAGAAACGUCUUCCACGACGGUAAGUUGGCCGGUGAGGUUUCCAAGGACUUGGACUACGGUGCCAACUUGUCCAACUUGCUCGGUUUCGGUAACAACGCUGAAUUCGUUGAGUUGAUGAGAUUGUACUUGACCAUCCACUCUGACCACGAGGGUGGUAACGUCUCUGCUCACACCACCCACUUGGUUGGUUCCGCUUUGUCUUCCCCAUUCUUGUCUCUCUCCGCCGGUUUGUCCGGUUUGGCUGGUCCUUUGCACGGCAGAGCCAACCAGGAGGUCUUGGAGUGGUUGUUCAAGUUGAAGGCUGACUUGAAGGGUGACAUCUCUAAGGAGGCUAUUGAGAAGUACUUGUGGGACACCCUUAACUCUGGCAGAGUUGUUCCAGGUUACGGUCACGCUGUCUUGAGAAAGACCGACCCUCGUUACACUGCCCAGAGAGAGUUUGCCUUGAAGCACAUGCCAGACUACGACUUGUUCAAGUUGGUGUCUAACAUCUACGAGGUUGCUCCAGGUGUCUUGACCAAGCACGGUAAGACCAAGAACCCAUGGCCAAAUGUGGACUCUCACUCCGGUGUCUUGUUGCAGUACUACGGUUUGACUGAGGAGUCCUUCUACACUGUCUUGUUCGGUGUCUCCAGAGCCUUCGGUGUCUUGCCUCAGUUGAUCAUCGACCGUGGUCUUGGUGCCCCAAUUGAAAGACCAAAGUCCUUCUCCACCGAAAAGUACAUCGAAAUUCCCAAAGGUACAGAACGAGAUGAUCUUCUAAAAGAGUGUGGGAAGAAGCUCUACAUCAGACAAUUCGAUAGAUCCAAAACUUCAUCAGAAUUCACACUUCAUGAUGGCCCACCGUAUGCCAACGGAGACUUGCAUCUUGGUCACGCCCUCAACAAGAUCCUCAAAGAUAUCAUAAAUCGUUUUGAGUUGAUUAACAAAGGAAAGAGGAUUAAUUACAGACCCGGAUGGGACUGCCAUGGUCUACCGAUUGAGAUGAAGGCAGUGAAGGGUCUGAACAAUCUCUCGCCUGUGGAGAUUCGUAAGCUUUGCAGAGAACUAGCCGACAGCAUGAUAGAGAAACAGCGGGAGCAGUUUCGUGAUUUUGCAAUUAUGGCCAACUUUGACGAGCCUUAUGUUACAAUGACGCAUGACUACGAGACGGCACAACUUAAAAUUUUCCUUCGUUUGUUCGAAAAUGGACUCUUGUCGAGACAGCUCAAGCCGGUUUGGUGGGGCUGUGAAACACAAACUGCCUUGGCAGAAGCAGAGUUGGAAUAUAACCCAGAGCACAAGUCUGUGGCUGUCUUCGUCAAAUAUCCGUUGGAGAAGACUGACAUCUUUCCAGGAUACGAAAAGGUCAGCCUUUUGAUUUGGACAUCUACUCCAUGGACCCUUCCCGCCAACAAAGCUAUAUGUGUGCACAAGGACAUUGAGUAUACUUUGAUCAAAAACACUGAAAGUGGUGAAGGUAUUGUUGUGGCCAAAGAGUUGGCAGAGUCUGUGCUCAAGUAUGAUGAGAAAUACCAGCUCGAUAGUCUGAUUUCUGUUCGUGGUUCUGAAUUGGAGGGCUUGAGAUAUAUCAGUCCUUCCAACGAGUCGCAGGAGCUGUUUCCAAUUCUUCAUGGUGACCAUGUUUCCGCUAGCGCCGGUACCGGUUUGGUCCACACGGCUCCUGCUCAUGGUAUGGAGGAUUACCUUGUUGGUAGGAAACAUUCACUCAAGGUUUCAUCAUCUGUGGACGAGAAGGGCCAUUACAUCUCAGAAAACAUUCCUCAAGGAUAUCAAGAGCUUGCAGGCAAGUAUGCCAACGGUAAGCCUUCCAUCUUCAAAGUGAUUCAACACCUCGAGAAUCACGACAUGCUUUUCCACUUGAACAAGCUGUACAAACACUCGUACCCAUACGACUGGAGAUCGAAGACACCAGUAGUUCAAAGAGCUACCCCACAAUGGUUUGUCAAUGUCGAGAAGAUAAAAGAAGCUGCUGCCAGCCUGUUGGACAAUGUGGAAUUUGUUCCACCUCUGGGUGUCAACAGACUCAAGGCUUUUAUUCAAAACAGGAGUGAGUGGUGCAUCUCUAGACAGAGGGCAUGGGGUGCUCCUUUGCCGAUUGUGUACCACAAGGAGACGAAAGAGCCCAUUGAAGAUCCCGAGGUCAUUCGCUACACUGUUGAUAGAAUCACAGAAUACGGAACCGAUGCCUGGUUUGAGGAUGAGAGCGAUGUCUCUCGUUGGUUGCCCUCUAACAUCGACGGCUCCAACUACUUCAAGGGCAAGGAUACUAUGGAUGUUUGGUUCGAUUCCGGUACAUCUUGGUCAACGCUUUCAUCUGACCUUGAAGCCUCAUGUGUCUCUGAUAAGCCUCUCGCUGAUAUCUACUUGGAGGGCAGUGACCAACACAGAGGCUGGUUUCAACUGUCUCUUCUCAACAAAAUCAUUGCAUCUACCAGAGACGGGAGGAACUUCAAGCCCGUGGCACCAUAUAAAAAAAUCAUCACGCACGGCUUCCUUCUUGACAAAAAGAACAAGAAAAUGUCCAAGUCUUUGGGAAAUGUCAUUGUCCCAACGCAGGUAAUUGACGGCGGUGGAAAACCAUUAGUGCCUGCAUUGGGCACGGACGGUCUCCGUCUCUGGGUGGCUUCUUCGACAUACACCUCCGACGUCAAUGUCAGUGUGGAGGUUUUCCAAAGAUUGUUGGAAAGUGUUAAGAAGAGCAGGGUCACUUUCAAGUACUUGCUUGGAAACCUCCACGACUUUGGGUCCUCUGACCGCAUUGAACACGCAAAGCUAAACAAAUUGGACCAAUGGGUGCUCUCUCGCUUGUACAAUGUCCAAGAAAAGGUUGUGGCACACUACGAGACCCACAAUUUUGCUGGCGUUGUUAGAGAACUCAAUUCCCACAUCAGUGAACUUAGUGCUUACUACUUUGAUAUUUCUAAGGACUGCCUUUACACGGACAAGAAGGACUCGCACAGAAGAAGAAGCAUACAGACCGUGUUGGAGCAGAUUCUCAAAACGUACAUUGGUCUUUGGGCGCCUAUUCAGCCAUUGAUUGCCCAGGAGGCAUGGCAACUCUACGCCCAGCAAAUGGCAAUCUCGGAACAAUCACCUUUCAUGAUGCCAUGGGAUUUCUUUGCUAUUGAUAGCGCCGCUCUGAAUCUGACUGUCGAGGGUGAGAUCAACCAGUUGUGGAAAAUCAGAGACGUUUUGUACAAGGAGUUGGAGCAAUUGAGAAAGGACGGUCACUACAAGAACAAAUUGGAGGUUGAGAUAUUUUUACAGCCUCAGGGUGCUCAGGCCACCUCGCUUUUGCAUAACCAUGCUCAAUUCCUAGAUGACUACUUUCUUGUUUCUAGAGCCACGGUGGGUCCCUCGACUGAGGCCACCGCGGGUCCAGCUCGGGAAGUCUCAGUAGACGAUUUCUGCGACGGAAGUGUCAAUUUGCUCAUUCAGCAGUCUUCAUCCAGCAAAUGCCCUCGUUGUUGGAAGUACAUUGCCGAGUCCGAAGAGCACCUUUGCCAAAAAUGUUCCGAAGUUGUUGGUUGA